This is a messenger RNA of Nicotiana attenuata, 4192 nucleotides long. RefSeq names its product pentatricopeptide repeat-containing protein At5g65560-like. The transcript is spliced from 5 exons. The coding region runs from base 123 to 2837 and encodes 904 amino acids. The record is from RefSeq and is a predicted model, not a curated record. NCBI's taxonomy places the organism in Eukaryota, Viridiplantae, Streptophyta, Magnoliopsida, Solanales, Solanaceae. Gene Ontology annotation, molecular function: protein binding.
CGAAGUCCGCCUCUGUCAGCGAACAACAAAAUCGCCGCUGUGUUACACUCCAAAACCAGCUCCAUGAAUCUCAAAACUUGAAUAUAUCUCUCCGUCUUGAUUGGAUUGAUUUUCCAAAGACGAUGAUACAAUGGACGGCAUUGCCUACUCCAUUAUUCCGUUCCUCAGGUCAGUCAAUUUCUCUUUUAUUCUCCUUUAUCAAAUCUUUCCCAUUUUCCAUCACUUCUUCAAUCCCAGUAGAAUCUCAAGAACCCUCUUCCUCCAUUGACCAACAACUCCUCAAUCUCCUUUCAAAUCCAAAUUGGCAAAAACACCCUUCCCUCAAGAUUCUUAUUCCUUCUCUAUCCCCAUCUCUUCUUUCUUCUUUCCUCUCUCAAAACCACUCAAAUCUUAAUCCCCAUAUUGCUCUCUCCUUUUUCAAUUUUCUUUCCCGUAUCCCUUCUUUCAAACCCAAUGUUCAUUCCUAUGCACCCCUUUUACGUAUUUUAAUUUCCAAUAAGCUUUUUCAGGUUGCUCAAAAAACCCGCCUUUCCAUGAUUAAAUCCUGUGAAACGCGUGACGAAGCCGUUUUUGCAGUGGGUUUUCUGCGAAAUAUGAAUAGAUGUGAUGAGUUUAAGCUUAAUUUGUGGGCUUAUAACACGUUGUUAAUGUCCUUAUCGCGGUUCGUUAUGACUGAGGAAAUGAAAUGUGUGUAUGAUGACAUGUUGAAUGAUAUGAUUAAGCCUGAUAUUUAUACUUUUAAUACAAUGAUUAAUGCUUAUUGUAAAUUGGGUAAUGUUGUUGAGGCUGAGCUUUAUGUGAGUAAGAUCUUGCAAGCUGGUUUGAGUCCCGAUACGCACACCUAUACGUCGUUUAUAUUGGGACAUUGUAGGAGAAAGGAUGUAGAUAGUGGUUUUAAGGUUUUUAGGGAAAUGCCGAAAAAGGGUUGCCGAAGAAAUGUGGUUUCGUACAAUAAUUUGAUUCACGGGUUGUGUGAAGCGAGGAGGAUGGAUGAGGCGAUGAGGUUGUUUUCAGGAAUGGGAGAUGAUGAUGGUUGUUGUCCUAAUGUUCGGACCUAUACGAUUCUUAUUGAUGCGUUGUGUCGAUUGGAUAGGAGGGCAGAAGCAUUGAGUUUGUUUGGCGAGAUGAAGGAGAAAGGCUGUGAGCCGAAUGUUCAUACUUACACUGUUCUCAUCGAUGGCUUGUGUAAAGACUCCAAGCUUGAUGAAGCAAGAGCGUUACUAGAUGUGAUGUCAGAAAAGGGGCUAGUUCCAAGUGUAGUGACAUACAAUGCUUUGAUUGAUGGUUACUGUAAGAAAGGUUUGGUUGAUGUUGCAUUAGCUAUUUUUGACACGAUGGAAUCGAAUAAUUGUAUCCCUAAUGUACGUACAUACAAUGAAUUGAUUUCUGGCUUUUGUAGGACAAAGAAGGUGCAUAAGGCAAUGGCACUACUUGAUAGGAUGCUUGAGCGCAAACUGUCUCCUAGUAAUGUCACUUUUAACUUGUUAGUUCAUGGACAGUGUAAAGAGGGCGAAAUAGAUAGUGCAUUUAGGUUGCUUAGAUUGAUGGAGGAGAAUGGUUUGGCUCCUGAUGAUUGGACUUAUGGUACUCUAGUUGAUGGCUUGUGUGAAAGAGGCAGAGUUGAAGAAGCUAACACCAUUAUUAGUUCUCUAAAAGAGAAGGGUAUAAAGGUUAAUGUUGCAAUGUACACUGCUCUAAUUGAUGGACAUUGCCGAGCUGAAAAAGUUGUUUUUGCCUUGGCAUUGUUCAAUAAAAUGAUUGAGGAAGGUUGCUCCCCAAAUGCAUGUACUUAUAAUGUGCUGAUUAACGGGUUGUGUAAACAGGGUAAGCAGCUGGAAGCAGCCCAAUUACUUAAAAGGAUGCCAGAAAGUGGUGUUAAACCCACAAUUGAAUCCUACAGUAUCCUGAUUGAGCAGCUACUAAAAGAAUGUGCCUUUGAUCAUGCUUACAAGGUUUUUAAUUUAAUGGUUUCCAUGGGACACAAGCCUGAUGUCUGCAUUUACACUUCGUUUCUGGUUGCAUAUUACAAUGAAGGGAAAUUGAAAGAAGCGGAAGAUGUGAUGGCUAAAAUGGCAGAGGCGGGAGUUAGGCCAGAUUUGAUGGCCUAUACAGUACUGAUUGAUGGCUAUGGUCGUUCAGGAUUAUUAAAUCGAGCCUUUGAUGUGCUAAAAUGUAUGUUUGAUGCUGGAUAUGAACCUUCUCAUUAUACCUAUUCCGUUUUGAUCAAACAUUUGGCGCAAGGAGGACUUGAUCUCAAAACAGAGGCCAGUUCCAUCAAUAUUGCUGACGUGUGGAAAGUAGUGAAAUAUGAAACUUUGCUUAAUCUCUUUGAUAAAAUGGGGGAACAUGGAUGUCCUCCAAAUACAAACACUUUUAGUUCGCUUGCUAUUGGAUUCUGUAGAGAAGGACGCCUUGAGGAAGCUUCGAGGUUACUUGAUCGUAUGCAGAGUUGCGGAAUGUCUUCUUGUGAAGAUAUAUACACCUCAAUGGUAAAUUGUUGUUGCAAGUUGAGAAUGUACGAGGAUGCAGCAAGAUUUCUUGACACUAUGCUUACACAAGGUAUUUUACCGCGCUUAGAGUCAUACAAGCUCCUUAUAUGUGGAUUAUAUGAUGAUGGAAACAAUGAUAAAGCUAAGGCAACCUUCUUCCGGCUUCUUGAUUGUGGGUACAAUAAUGAUGAGGUAGCUUGGAAGCUUCUAAUUGAUGGCUUACUUAAGAGGGGACUUGUAGAUAGAUGUUCUGAGUUGUUGGAGAUUAUGGAGAAAAAUGGUUCUCGGCUUAGUUCCCAGACAUACACAUUGCUGCUAGAGGGACUUGAUAGAACAGACAACAAAUAAAGUAUGAAAUUCCUACUAUUUGUGAUUCUGUUGCAUAUGUUUGUGCAGUCAAGGAUGUCCACAACUAGAUCUGCAUGUGCACCUUGAUACCCUGUUGCUUGAAUAAAGGUCUCUCAUUUCCGUUCCUGUGGGCUAUUCUUUUUAAAGGGGAAUCUGCCUUCCAUGAGGUCAGUUCGGAGUCGUCAUGUGGUAUAUGCAGUGACUUCUGACAGUGGAAGGUGGAUAAAAUGGUGCACACUUGAUGUCUCACUUUCUGGUGCUAAAGGAGUGCCACCACUUGAUGUGCCGGAGUUGAUGGCAUAUUUAGUUGCACAGUCGAGCCCAUUUUUGGAUCAAAUUGGAAUAAGAAGAGAUAUAUCAGAAAAGAUUCUGGAAAGUCCGUGCAGCAAAGGACGAAGCAAACUUUUGCUACAUUCCUUACCCGAAGGAGGGUCCUCACUGAUUAAGUUACAAGGUCUUCAUAAAUCCUUGCAUCGGUGAGGUGCUCUGCACUGCCACGGCUGAGGCUCUUGCAAUGGGAAAAUUUGUAGUCUGUGCGAACCACCAAUCGAAUGAAUUUUUCCAGGCAUUUAACUUGCAGGACACCUGAAGACUUUGUAGCAAAGUUAAAGAGGCAAUGUAUGGAGAACCUCAGUCUCUCACUCCCGAGGAGCAAUAUAAGCUUUCAUGGGAAGCUGCUACCCCGAGGUUCAUUGGAAUAUUCUGAUCUCAAUAAGGUUUUGAGUGGCAAAAUGAGUAUGGGCAGGAGACAUCAAGAAGGGCAUAGGGAAAUCAACUUCUAUGCCAAACCUAGACGAGAUGGUUGAUGGGGGUCUGGCGUCUGCCCACAAUUAUCUCACAGGGAACGAGUUCCUGAGGUUGUGUACUGGUGUAAUACCUAAAUGCCAGGAUUAUGACAAACAGCAUUGCAAAGAUCUGCAUGUCUUGCCUCAGGUAGAAAACCCAACAUAUGGCUGGUAGAUAGGUACAUAAUUGACGUGUAUGUCAUUGUUUUCUAAUAUGUAUAAUAGGGGUGUUGUGCGAAUUGGAGCUUCUUAGAUUGUAUUCUAAAGGUCUAGGUAAAUGUUCGUGAUGCUUUCUAGCUAUUGAUGCGGUUAAACCUGCAGAGAAAUUAAUAGGAUCAUCAUACGUACAGUUUGUAACUUGUAAGAGCUGUACCUCUUGUGUCACUCUUUAGCUAUAAUGCUUGAGAGAAGAGGAAGCUGAAGAAGAAGUAGCUGCUCAUUGAUGAAUUUUUUUUAGAGGUGUUGCUCAUUUAUGAUCCUCGUUCUUUUUCCCUUGUUUUUCUACUCUAUUGGAGCUUACGUUCUAAAUAAUUGAAGGAUGUGUGUUAUUUUUACACAAAUAGCAUGCGA